AUGCUAUCCCAACGGCAACAACCACAGCAGCAGCAGCAGGGCCUCCAUCGCCCUAGCCCCAGAGUCCUCUCCACAAAACGCCUACAUUCCCACCACCCAGAUAGCUUCUCCUCCAGAUACCGAGCCGGCAAGGCCAAACCGCGAUCUCGCGAACAAUCAGUCGUCGCAUCACGACGUCUCCAUCGCAGCAGACACCCUCCCGACACACCCCCAGAUGGAAGCAACUCCUCCCUCUCCCACGGCGUAAUAACCCUCACCAUCGGCCCAACCAAACGCCUGUUCGCCGCACACAAGGACAUCCUCUGCGUCUCGCCCUACUUCGCAGCCCUCUGCAAUCCUCCCAACAAUGACACCUCCUCUUCUUCCUCCCCGUCGUCUUCCCCUUCCUCCUCACCCAGCCCUACCAAAUCCAUGAAAACAAUCGACCUCCCCGACGAACAACCCGAAAUCUUCUCCUGCGUCCUCGAAUACCUCUACCGCGGCGACUACUACCCCCGUCUCCGCCACGACAAAUCCACCAACACAUGGGACUUGGAAACAACAACCUCCUCCUCCUCAUCCUCUACUCCUAAUACCAGAAGUAAGACUACCAAAGACACCACCGACCCCAGCGCCAUCAUCUUCCACCCAGCCGUAGGAGCAGAAAUCCUCCGCGACACCGCAGUAUACUGCGCAGCCGAGAAAUACUCCCUCGAGCAUCUCAAACGCCUCUCGUUGAAAAAGCAAGGCCUCCACUCCAACAUCCCCUGCCAUAUUAUCCUGAGUAGUGCGCGAUACGCGUACAUGCACACGCCGGAUACGGAGAGUAAGCUGCGGGCGCAUUAUCUGGCGCUGAUCAUUCGCAGUCGGGGAACGUUUAAGCGGAGUGGGACGAUGCAGAUGGAGAUGGAACGUGGGGGGAAGUUGUUUUUUGAUUUGUUUGUGGCGAUGUGUAAUCAUAUGGAUGAUCUUGAGGAGGCGGCGAGGGGGGAAGGGACGUGUUAG
Messenger RNA from Aspergillus luchuensis, 984 nucleotides. RefSeq names its product BTB/POZ domain-containing protein. Bases 1 to 984 code for a protein of 327 amino acids. Gene Ontology annotation, molecular function: protein binding. Lineage: Eukaryota; Fungi; Ascomycota; Eurotiomycetes; Eurotiales; Aspergillaceae. The transcript has 4 exons. The record is from RefSeq and is a predicted model, not a curated record.